Messenger RNA from Ilex paraguariensis (yerba mate), 801 nucleotides. The record is from the annotation of a GenBank genome assembly. NCBI's taxonomy places the organism in Eukaryota, Viridiplantae, Streptophyta, Magnoliopsida, Aquifoliales, Aquifoliaceae.
AUGGAAGAUUGUCGUUCUGAGAAUAGUCCCAGAAGGAUCUUCGGCUUCUCUAACAAUAAGAGGGAGACUGUGUUCUUUCCAGAUUCAGAUGAAAAGGGUUAUGGGUUUUGUGUUUCUGGAGAGCGUGGCCCCAAGCCCUCAGAAGUUUAUGGAUUUGUAGGGUCCAUUUCAACUCUCGUUGCCACAGUUAUUUUCCUGGUAUGGGCAUAUGUUCCUGAGAGUUGGCUGCAUUCUGUUGGGAUAUUUUACUACCCUAGCAGGUACUGGGCAUUAGCGGUUCCAGCUUCUGCUAUGGUGACAGUGGUAUUUGCAAUUGGAUUUUACACUGGACUCAACUUCUUGGCAACCCCUCAUCCAACUUCCUACAGCACAAUGUUUGAUGAAUUCAGCUGGGAUCCUUUUAGCUUUGUCUUUUCGGCAGAAAAACAUGAGCAGCCCAUUGAACCCAUAGCUGAUAUUGGCAUCAACCAAGUCAAUGAUCUCAUGAGGAAAUGGCCUCUCAAAAUAUUUAGAGCUGUUUCUGGCACUAAACUCACAGAAAUGCUGCUGCUCUCAUAUUUGCUAGGAGGAAAUGGCGUCUCAACUUAUUUAGAGAUGCACACACGAACAAAGUUGCCUCUGCUCACAGCCGGUGCUCCAACUGUUAUUGCUUCUAGCCAACAUCGGCUAUGGAUCACGCCCAUCAUCAAUCAUCGCCACUGGAGAUGGCUCCCUAACCUAGUAAAAGGAACUGGAAGGUUGGUGCCAACUUCUGUCCCUUUGGCAGCAUUUUGGCCCUUUACUGAAUUGGGUGAAGUAUGA